AAAAAAUUUGUAACCAGAAAUUCGAUCAAGUUGGAAACCAAUCAACCAUUAGCCGGAUCAAGAACAGUAGCGUGCGCCGCAGCGAGCGCAGUGCGCACCAAGUUCCCCCACUUCUCAAGGCUAAUAAAAGAGUGGAAGAAAAAGGGAUCAUUCUGCUAGUCUGCAUCUGCGACCACCACCCACCUCGUCUCUCUGUCAGCCUCCCUCCGCCCUCAGUGAAAUCACAACUUCUUAAAUAACCCAUCAAAGCUUCCACUUCACUACCCACUCUCUCUCUCUCUCUCUCUUCCUUGAGCCCAAAACAAGCAAACAGCACAAGUUUCCUUAUCUUUCCCUUUUCGUGCUUUCUUUCUUUUCCUCUGCAAAUCCUCACACCAUUCGGAUCCCCACCUCCGCUAUACCCACCCGGAUACCGGAAUUUCAGUUAAUGAGACCCGCCGGAAUGAUAUUAUGGAUCCCCCGCUUAUAAACGAGUCGUCUUUCUCCGCUGCCAACCCUUCUUCCUACAGUUUGGCGGAGAUUUGGCCAUUUCAGGGGAUCAAUGUGGAAGCCGGUGCUGCUGGGUUGGGCCUCCGAGUGGGCAAUUUAGCCUCUGCAAUUGGGUUUGGAAUUGGACACCCAGAUGGGUCCGCUGAGGAAUCCUCGGUGACGGACCAUAGUGGCGCCGCCGCCGUCGCCGCCGCCGGGAAUGCCAGGAAGCGGAGGGAUUUCAGCUCCGAGGAUGAAUCUUCUAGGAUGGUUUCUACUACUAGCAGCGGCAAUGAAUUGAAUGAUUCCAAGAAUAAACGGAUGAAGCAAUCAGGGUCCAGAAAUGAAACUGGUAAUUCUAGAGCUGAGCCAAAUUCUACUGCCACUGAUACGGCAGCUGAUCAGAGUAAACCCUCUGAGCCGCCUAAGCAAGAUUUCAUUCAUGUGAGAGCAAGAAGGGGUCAAGCCACUGAUAGCCACAGUCUUGCUGAAAGAGCGAGGCGAGAAAAGAUAAGUGAGAGAAUGAAGUUACUUCAGGAUUUGGUGCCUGGUUGUAACAAGAUAAUUGGCAAGGCGCUGGUACUUGAUGAGAUCAUAAAUUAUGUUCAAUCCUUACAACGGCAGGUUGAGUUCCUAUCGAUGAAGCUAGAAACUGUAAAUGCGAGGAUGGGCAUGAACACGGCCAUGGAGGGUUUUCAUCUUAAAGAUCUCGGCGGCCAUCCAUUUGAUGCUACUGGGAUGAUGUUCGGACAACAAGCGACGAGGGAAUACGUGCAAGGACCACAAGCGGAAUGGCUACACAUGCAGGUUGGUGGGGGUUUUGAAAGGUCGUCAUGAUCAUGAAGCAAGCAACUAUAGAUUUGUUCUUCUUUGGUUCUCAUUAUUGAUAUAAAUGGUGUUGAAUAUGUUUUCCUUUCUCUCUACCUAGUUGCGAGAGAAUACUCUAGUUUGUAAUCUUGUAUCAUGUGUAGAAAACCCCCCUAUUCAUUGUGUAUCAUACUCACGGAUUCACCGAUUCAAAAACCCUGAUAAAACAUAGUGAAUUCAGUUUGCAAAUGGUGAAACUGUAAUGGAAUUUUGUAAGCUUCUUUUUCCCCCCACCAAAUAGUGAUAUCAAGUACUGAAAUUGUGUUCCAAGGUCUGAAUUACAUCAUCCCCAACUAGGAAACCCUUGGCCAAGACUUCAUCAAGGAUUUUGUUGGGUUUAGAACCAAAGACUGCUUUAGCUACUACAUAAACAGAUCAUAAUCUGCCAAAGCUACGACAGCAACCGCUUUUCUGUACCCGACACCAUUGUACUGGAAAUGAAUCAAGCCCUUCGGCCUUGGGUUCGGAAACAUGUCCUGAUGCUGUAGGACAUUUGAGCACAGGAUGUCAGCUGUCGACGCAAACCCUAGGAGUAGCUCCCCUUGGAUGCUAGUUGCGCUACGAGCAAGGGAUACUGCAAAUCACUGCAGAUCAGCAACUUGCCUUAUAUAGGGACUAGGGACACGGAGCGAUUGGGAUGGCAAGUUCUGUUCUUGUUUCCAUGAGUAUAUAUCGCAAGGAGGCAGUUGUACUGGAAAUAGAUUGCUGCAAUCGCAAGCGGUAAGGAGUCAUUGUACAGAGGAUUUCAGUUGUUUUCAAUGGGGGAGUUGACUUGGGAGUUCCAUAUCUCAGCUGUUGCCUAGAAUAUCAAUAGAGAGAGGUUUGGAAGGGCAGUUUCUGUUGCACUAAAACAUCAGUAAAGAGAGGUUUGGAAAGACAGUAUCAGUAUAGAAUCUGAUAAAAAUGGGUAGUUUUUGGCCUUUGUGCAUUUUCAAUGCAAUCAGCCUACGCAGCUGAUCUUCUUGCCUCUUUGAGAGCAGGGGCCAGGGGCUGAUGCAGAUGCAGUCUAGUAUCUUCAAUAUCUUUUAACCUGAUUUUCGCACCAAAUUAAGCAUUCUUUUUUUACAUCUUACUUCUCUAUUUUAACGCUUGAAUUUGUGCUAGCUAAAUAUUUGUUCGGCAUACUUGAACAAAUUUGCUUUCUACCUGAAAUAUUAAAUUUUAUGUGACUAUUUAUACGCAAUUUGAAUAGUUGAAUUUUGUUCAACCAAGUAUUUGUGGAAUCAUUUGAUUUUUCGAAAUACAUUGUUAAACAUUCA
Messenger RNA from Linum trigynum, 2594 nucleotides. The record is from the annotation of a GenBank genome assembly. NCBI's taxonomy places the organism in Eukaryota, Viridiplantae, Streptophyta, Magnoliopsida, Malpighiales, Linaceae.